GGACGGCGAGCAGCAGCAGGCGGCGGCAGCGGUGCCCGGGGCCCCGGGCGGGCUGCGGCUGAGCGGGGUCGCUCCCUCGUCUUGCGGCACGGCACAGCGCCGUACUGGGGCCCCGCGGGCGGAGCCGGCGGGCGGCAGGCUGGGAAUGGAGUGCAUAGUUUGGAUGUCAGCAGUGAGACAUCUUACCAAAAAAAAGCAUCCAUGGGACCGUUGUCUAAUCAAUGACUUCUAAGUGCAGGAGCUGUUAGUUUGGAAACAAGUGCUACAAGAUGCCAAGUGAGGUGCUUGAGAGCAGCAGUGGGAUGGAGGAGACCAUGCACAAAGAGAGCAAGUCUGGAAGCCAGAGCCCUCGCCGCGGCUCCAUGAGAAGGGCUGUGGCAACCACUGUCACCUUUGAUGGGGAAGCCACUAUGGACCGGAGGAAAAAAAAGAAGAAAGAGUCCCGUCCCGAGUCAAUAAUAGUGUAUCGGUCGGAGAAUGAGAAUAAGGUGGAAGAAGAACAGGUGGAUGAAGAAGGAGGGGAGAGGACCUCUGAGGAAGGCUCCAAGUUCCUGGGUCAGUCCAUGGCAGAUGGUGUCUGGAACAUGCCUUUAGACAGCCGCUAUGUCACAUUGACUGGAACAAUCACCAGGGGAAAGAAGAAGGGUCAGAUGGUGGACAUCCAUGUCACGUUAACGGAAAAAGAGCUGCAGGAACUGGCUAAGUCAAAGGAACCUCCUAAAGAGGAUGUACCUGAGAAGAAGAAGAAAUGUGAUGUUGGGCUGGACAAAGGACCCCACAUCGUCCUCUGGACCAUCAUCUGCCUCCCCGUCAUUUUUGUACUGUCCUUUGUGGUUUCAUUCUACUAUGGAACCAUUACAUGGUACAACAUCUUCUUGGUGUACAAUGAAGAGAGGACCUUCUGGCACAAAAUCACCUUUUGUCCCUUUUUGAUCAUCUUCUACCCAAUUAUAAUUAUGGUUGUGUCUUUUUCCCUAGGCCUGUACUCGGCUGUGGCCCAGGUAGCAUGGUCCUUUGGGUACUGGUGGCAUGCUGUCAGGGAUAUGGAGAAGGGCUUCUGUGGCUGGCUCUGCAGCAAGCUGGGUUUGGAAGAUUGUUCUCCAUACAGCAUUGUCGAGCUGCUAGAUUCUGACAACAUCUCAGGUAGUCUCUCUGGCAAGAGCUCUGCGCAGGGGGUUGAGACCUCAGCAGUCUGAGCCUUUGUCCUGGCUGACUAUUUUGGUCAUAUGCAAGUGGUUUUUCACCUAGAAAAAAACACACUGAUUUUUUUAUAUAUAUAUAUAUAUAUAUAUAUUUAAACACAAAGUUAAUGAAUAAAAUAUUGGGCUGGGAGUGCUCUUUAAAUGUCACAGAAUGCAAGUGUGCUAGCUUCACGUGGUCUGGGUGGGGAGGUGCAUGGCUCUCCAAGGAUUUAUCAUCUGUUUUAGCUAAUUACAACUUCUGGGAAUGGUGAGAAAAUCCAGGUCUGUGGGGCUCAGGCUGUUUGUGAAGUGGCAGAGAUACAUGCUGAAAAGUUCACUUCUGUAAAGUUAGACUUUAUUUUUCAGGAAUAGGACAUAACAGUGACCCGUUGACCCGGUGAAAAGAAGUCUCUACUCAGGGAAUGAACUUCAGGAGAUAGGAACCCAUUCAGAGGUGAAGGCUAAACUGCAAAAUGUGUUGACGUUCCUGCAGUUUUCCUAGAAAGGGUCCUUGUCCAGUCUUUCCAACAAGUGCAGCAAACUUUCCAGGUAGGCUAACUGCUUAGACACUAUCAGAGUCUGAGAAACAGACCACUGGAACAGUUGUGCCCAGCCUUUCACUGGCAGAGGACAGCAUAGCCUCCAGCAAAGGCACGUGAGCUCUGCACUGACCUGAAACACAGCCAUCACAUGGUGGAAGAGUAGGGCUUGCUCUGUAAUGCGGUGCAUGGGGACCUGAUGGGCCUGUCACCAAGCACCCUCCAGUGACUGUAGGUGCACAGAUAGGUGCUUAGGACACACCUGAAUUUGAUCUCUUGAUAGGUGCACUGCUAGGAGGGAACGGGUAAUGGGAGUCAUACGCGGUGUGCAGUGCAAACAGUUGCAUUAUAGGGAAGAAACACCUGCUCUGAGGAAGGGUGAUCAGUUUGCAUGUCACUGCAAUGCAGGUGUGGACCGGCGGCACCUGUAUUUAGGGAGGUGGAGUUGAAGGUGCUUGGGAUGGGAAGGUCUCACUGAAACAGUCAUUCUGUUUUUCAAGUCGCUCUUAUGGAAGAGCUGCUGGACCUUCCCUUCCAGAACAGGGGCAUCCCUGAGCCCGUGUCUGUUAGUGCUAGUGCAAACUGCAUUAGUGCCUCAGCUCUGGAAGUCUGUGUCCCCCCUACACUUCCUGGUUAAUUAUAUGGAAGUGCAACGGAUUAUACAUCUUCCUGCCCUCAUGUCUCAUUUUCAUAAUUGGUUUCCCUCCUUUUGGGACUUUGCAUGGCAUCUUAGUGGGCUUCCAGACCAGGCUGAGGUGGCCACCAUAGACUGGAGAAAUUUUAAUUGUUUCUUUAAAAAUUGACUAGGAGAAAAGUUCUUUUUCUGGAUUGACUCUUAGGGUUUUGUUCUGAGGAGGACAUGAAGAAAAUACGAGAGCUAUAACGAACUCUAACGGGGACUGAGUUACACGUCUGAAACAUGAUUGAUUUUCUGAGUGCUCUAGUUCAGCUGGUGCUGCUAGAAAGUCUGGCUCAGCCCCAACCCAGAGGAGCCCACCGUUUGCAUGCAUGUAGGUAGGUAAUUUGUAGUGUGCAGUCAGUCAGGCUGCACAGUCACUCAUGUCUGUAUAGGUGUUUCACUUUCGCAGUCUCCUUACCAGAGGGGGAACUGCUUUAGUUUUAGGAUGGUAAGAGAAGCAUUCAGAAGCUGGAUUUCACAGGAACUAAUGCUUCAUGUUGCAUUUCAAGGAUGAGCUCAAGACUACACUGGCUGUCUGUCCUGGUUAGGACAGCUGGGAACUGGUGAUGUAUAAACAAGCCCAUCCAAUCCUCCAGGCCUGACAUGGAGAAAUAAGUGAAGUCCCUGCUGCAUCCUUGUUCUGUCCCCUUCUGGGAGGUCCAGCCAAAGCAGCCUCUUAGCACUGGCUUGGGGAUUAACUGUGUGAAUAGUAUACAAGCCAAAUAUCAAGAGCAGGCUUGGCCCCACAAUUUACUGACAAAGCAGAGGUGCUCCCUGGGCACAGGUACAGCCAAGGCUGCAUUUGCUGCUUCCUGAUGCGCAGCUCAGUUUUUACUGGCUAAGUCUUUAAAGGCAAUGACCAACUUCCAGGAAAAAAAAAAAUAGACCCCAACCUUUGAGGCAAUGGCAGGUAAUUCAGUGGGGUUCAAAGAGGCUGACAUAUGCCUGGGACCAGUUCAAGCAGUGAAAUGCCUUUCACAGGGCUGUUUCAAUCAGGGAGCUUGAUAUGCCUCUGAAUUAAUACAGAAGCUGAGGAUAAGUCAUGUCAGUACUGACAGUCUGUAGUGACCCAGCGCAGCCACUCUGCUUAAUACUCCACAUGGAAAUCACAGGCUCCCACAUGGCUGGAGGGUGGGAAGAAGUGAUGCUUAACAAGCAUUAAUGGGAAGGCAGGCCCGCUGGCAAGUGUUCUCACGCUUUGCCUAGAGGGACACUGCUGGUGUGAAAGGACUGGAUUGUGUAUCUUGGCCCCAACAUGCAGCAAACAAGUGGGUUUGGGGGAAGGAUGGCUGGCAAGUGUGCAUUGCUGCAGAAGGAGAAAACCCAAUUCAGCUGUCACUGCCAAAGAGCAGCUGUUCAAGGCUAGACGAAAGGCUGGGGUCAGUAGCACAAAGAGCCUUCAGCUUACAGAGGGCUUGAAUGAUAAAUACUAGCUCAUUACAGAAAACAGCCAUGUGAAAUGUCUGCUGAGCUGCAGGAUUUGCUUUCAGAUUGCGAACAGCCUGCCAGAGCGGAGACAAAACCAAAUCUGUGCCUCUUACUGCUAUGUAGACACAAAGGAGCAUCAGAGAAGUUGUAAUACCCUCCCUCUGCCACGGCAGCUAUGCUUCUGGGUUUAGAGGCCACCUCUUUCAGGAUAUACUGGAACAAUCCAUCAUCUGUUUUCUACUUCUUUACACUUAACCAAGCUUGCCUCUGCUCCUGCCAAAGUCAGGGUGUUCUGCCAUUGAUUUUGGUGGGGCUAGUUUAAGCUUGGGGUUACUUCUGGUGCUAUUUGUAAAAGUUUUAAUCAAACUUUUCUCAAAACAACUCUGGAUAGCUUUCUCUCUUGCCUGUUAUCCCCCAAGAGCGGUUUGCCUGCUGCAAAAUAUAUAAUCAUUAUCAAUUGUUGUUAAUAGAAAAAAGCACAAGUUUUUGUCUUGUUCUAUCCCUGCUUUCAGAAACUCACAAGUAAUUUCUGCAUAUGUGCCACUGCCAAACUGCAGGGAAUUCCAGUUAUUCUGAUUGUUGAGUGUGUUUCUGGCUGUUCUAGUCUGGAUGGUUUUUUUAAGUAAAGAUAGUGUGUGUUUGCUGAUUGUUAUUUUUAAUUGCAUUCCCUUUUCCCAUCCUUGCUGGCCUGGGUGGAGAAUAAAGAUGUACAUGGCUUUAGAA
Molecule: messenger RNA, 4550 nt
Organism: Harpia harpyja (harpy eagle)
Lineage: Eukaryota; Metazoa; Chordata; Aves; Accipitriformes; Accipitridae
Gene: TMEM169
Product: transmembrane protein 169
Exons: 3
Coding region: 270-1196 (308 amino acids)
Source: RefSeq, a predicted model, not a curated record